AUGAAUGUAACCGAGAAGUACACUGCUCAAGGUGGAGACGGCAUUGAUGAUGGGGCUUGCCACGAUUUAACCCCUAGUGAGUGUCACAAGCCUGGUGUUCAGACACCUCAAGAUCUGUUCAAUCAUGAACGGGGAGAUGUCGACUUCUGUGGCGUCUCAUGGCAAGGAGCCGCCGUCCUCAUUACCAAGUUUCAGAUUGGACUCGGUGCUCUUAGCCUUCCAUCCACUUUCCACGUCCUGGGAUUCUUUCCGGGCAUCUUGUGUUUCAUAAUCCUAGCCCUGACAACAUCGGUGGCUGGCUACGUGUGUGGUAACGCUCGGCAAUACUACCCUCACAUGUAUAGCAUCGGUGACGCGGCCGAGCUGCUCUUUGGAAAAGGCGCACGAGAGCUAACUGGUGCAAUAUAUUAUAUCUAUCUUGCCCUGGUAGCGGGAGCAGGAAUGCUUACCACUUCUGUCGCACUCAACACAUUGUCUGAUCAUGGUACUUGCUCCAUGGUCUUCGUCGGUGUCACUUGCGCUGGCGCCUUUGUCAUUGGAACGGGAUUCAGGUCUCUAGAAAAGGUAUCCUGGCUCAGUUGGAUUGGCGUUGCUGGUAUU
Aspergillus nomiae NRRL 13137 is the source of this 600-nucleotide messenger RNA. RefSeq lists its product as uncharacterized. The annotation marks the transcript as partial. NCBI's taxonomy places the organism in Eukaryota, Fungi, Ascomycota, Eurotiomycetes, Eurotiales, Aspergillaceae. The transcript has a single exon. The record is from RefSeq and is a predicted model, not a curated record.